Molecule: messenger RNA, 654 nt
Organism: Dioszegia hungarica
Lineage: Eukaryota; Fungi; Basidiomycota; Tremellomycetes; Tremellales; Bulleribasidiaceae
Exons: 3
Coding region: 1-654 (217 amino acids)
Source: RefSeq, a predicted model, not a curated record
AUGACCGCAUCAGGAGACUCGCCGGGACGUACGGCAACGCGUGCCUCACAACGGAGAGCACGGACUGGUACUGUGGCACAAGCUAUUGCGAGGUGGAUCACGCAUGAUACCGCCCAAUUGGUAGCGAUGUGCUCCCUUCGUCCGCUUAGCGGUAGGCGAGAAGUUGGUGCGGAAGCGGAUAUGAGCCAGCUGUGCUGCACGGGUUUGUCAGGUCACACAUAUGUCUGGGUCGCUCGGGCACACGUACGUCACGCAGAUUCGAUCUCUACCGGCAGAGUACUAAUUGAGAGGCAGAACAGGCAGCUUGAAUCCACCUCGCGCGCUUGGGCCGCAUGCCAGAUAAAGCGGGCACCCAGAGCGCCCGCGAAGCUUACUAUUCGUACAGCUCGAUUGGGGUUUCGACCCCGUUCUGCGCAAGCGCCAACUCGAACGUCCCUGUGCAUAUGCCUCAAUGCGCCACACACGCGCGACACCGAGUCCAGUCCUCACCACAGUCCAAGCAUACGACAGCUGUGUCGGACAGAGUCGUUCCGCUCCACCCAUUGCACAGCCACUCCGGCGGCCGCGGAUGACCUGCCGAGGUGUGCUUCGAGUGCUGCCGAUGCGCCUGAUCUAGGGUCCACAAUAGCUUCCACUAUAUCUGCCAAUAUAUAG